This is a messenger RNA of Oppiella nova, 1660 nucleotides long. Lineage: Eukaryota; Metazoa; Arthropoda; Arachnida; Sarcoptiformes; Oppiidae. The record is from the annotation of a GenBank genome assembly.
CAUUGAUUUGUGUAAUAAAUAACUCAUUGAGUUUUGUGGCAAUAAAUUAAUUGUGAUUUUUAUCAUAGCCUUUAUAAUAGGCUAUUGUUUUCAUAUUGAAUUAUUUACUGAAUUAAUAGUUAACCAAAAAUUAACAGGGUAAUAAUGUCAUUGGACGAGCCUAUCAUUAAUGUGACACAAGUUUUGCAGUUGACAAAUCUGGACAUCAGUGACAAUGACAUCAAUUGGUCGAAAGUCAAGAUGAAUGGCUUUCGGUGGAUAGCCAUCAGACACAGCCGACAAUCAACUACCGGCGCCGUCAAUAACGGUCACAACGAGCUACCGGCGCCCUCAACGGGAACGGUAGUCGGGAGUCUGCCGUCGGAGGCCUAUUAUCCACACCUAUUCAGCCCCGGCUAUCGUAACCACUCGUGCGAUGACUUGAAUCAGUGGCUGAGAGAUAAUCGCGAAGACAGCGACGACACUAAUGGUGAUAACGAGAGGCCGGGGAUGUCGGGCACAGGGAUGGAGUCCGUGAUAACAGUCGUGAAUCCGUUUACGAGACAACUAUACAACUGUCAGAUCAGUUGCGACACGAAAUGCGCGCAAAUCAGCGCCGAUAACGACAUGAUUGCCAUCUCUAACGACAAGUUCUUAGCCGUGUAUUGUGUCCACACGAACCAGUGUCUCAAUACCCUGCCGUUCCCCUCCCGGUGCCGACACUGGAACUGGAUUCGACAUAAUGUGAUUGUCGUGAUCACCGAAAGGGAAGUGUUUCACUGGAACAUCGAUGUACCGGAUCUCAAGUUUAAGCCGGAGUUGAAGUUUAAAGUCGAUAAACGACUGCAAGACUAUCAGAUCACUGGCUAUAAGUGCGAUAAGACUUGUGAUCAAUGGUUUGCCAUCACAUCCCUAUACCUCGAUGACGAGGGUGAGGUGAAUGGUUGCGUCCAAAUCCACUCGACCCGCAACCAACUGUCCCAAUGCAUCGACGCCCAGGCCUUCACAUUAUGUGAAUACAAAUUCAUAGCCAACCAAAUGCCGACCCAAGUGUUAUUGGCGGCCAAACGGCACCAAACAAACGCCCUGAAGAUCUAUAUCAUCGAAUUGGGACCGAUUCAAGAGUGCAAUAAUUCGCUGAUAUCGCGCACAGAAGUCAUACCACAGUUGGACACUAACGACGCCAAUGGUCUGACGCCGGACUUCCCGGUGGCCAUUGAGUGUAACACCGAUUUGGGACUCAUUUACGUGUUCUCGAAGUACGGGGCGCUCUAUGUGUGCGAUAUAGAGACCGGUGCUCUCAUCACGUCGGCCCUCAUAUCCUCGUCGGUCAUAUUCAGCACGUGUUUCGACUCCGAGACGCAGACAGUGAUGGCCAUCGACCGCACCGGUCAGCUGUUGACCAUUGAGUUAUAUUUGUCGGCGUUUGUCAGGCAUCUGAACGCUAUCUCGAAGCCAGAGAUCGCCCAACGGAUCCAAUCGGUGGUCGAUAAUAGCGAUGAUGACGACGAUGGUUACGAUGAGGUCACGAGACUCUGAUGCCGAAGAUAUUGGUGUUGUUUUUAGGCGUAUUGUAUACUAAUUGUUGUGAUUUAUUGCGUGAAUUAUUGUGUAAUUUCUUAUUUAUUUAUUUAUUUAUCAUGUGUUGUGAAUAUAAUUCAUGUUUAUUUUUAUACCGUAA